CUAAUGUCACUCGUCCGACACAAAAGAUAAAACACUCGUACGCACUCAAUAAAUGUCCAUUUGAAUUAAUGAAGUUUAAGUGCAUUUGUAAUAUAUAGUUUUAGUUAUAAAAUGGCAGAGAAUAGGGAAGAGGUUCUUGCCAAUUUUCAGAGUAUUGCAGCUAUUGAUGAUGUCGCUGAGGCUAUUCUGAUAUUGGAUAAUUGCGAUUGGGAUCUUUUGGCUGCCAUCAACCAGGUGAUGCCAGUCGAGGAAGAUGCAGGAUUUAAUCACCUGAACAGGCCUCAAAAUGUCGAUGUUGUCGCAAAUACACCAGAAGCAAUUUUACCAGUUGUGAAUAAUUUUGAAAAUGCAGAACGACUAAAUAAUGAUAUUGCCGGUUCAAGUUCAUCAAAUUCGAAACCUUGGCAACCUAGAAAGACAUUACGAUUUCAUAUACAGCAUAAGAAUAAUCUCAUAGAAGUGGAAAUAUCUGAUUCAAACACUGUCGGUCAAUUAAAGAGUCAACUACACCCGAAAGUGGGCAUUCCGCCUUGUCAAAUGAUAUUGAAGAAUUGGCCGGAUGGUUUGAAGCCUUUGGAUGAAACUGUACUGUCGACGCUCAACUUGCCACAAGAAAAUAUAUUAAUGCUCACUGAUAUGCAGACAUUUGCAACAGAUGACUCAGAAGCCACGAAUAGACUAACACAAAUCUAUGGACUCGAAAUAAGGAAUCUGGAUUCAGAUGUUUGUUACAAUCUAAAUUUUCCGGGAACAAAAACCAUACUAGAAAUAAAAAAUGAUAUGUACACAUUAACCGAUAUACCUGCCAGGCAUCAGUGUUGGACAGGUUGGCCAAAAAUGUCUGAUCUCGAUUCGAUGAUGUUAUGUAUGAUUGGUUUAGAUUCACCAACUCACAAACUUACUGUUAAGAAAACACAAGCACCGUCGUCGAAUAGUAAAAACAAUAAGGGUACAUCAACAGCCUCAAAUUCAAACUACAAUUCAGCAGACCUCUCUCAAGAUUCUGACAACAGUUCGACAGCAGGCGAUGAGUUCUAUGAAGACGCUUCAGAAUCUUUCAAUAUCGAAGAAGACACAUUUAUCGAUCAGAUGUCAUCGAGGAGAAGUCAACCGUUGAUUCCUGAAGAUGUGGAUGAUGAAACGAUAGGAUCUUUGCACUUUUCGGAACGUUAUGCUAAUCGAUAUGGACCGAGGCAUCCUACAUUCUUUGCAGGUAGUUUAGAAGACGCAAUGAAAGAAGCUUGUCAGAAAUCUGCCAAGGAUAGAAAAUUAUUAGGAGUUUAUCUACAUCACGACAAAAGUGUUUUAUCCAAUGUUUUCUGCACACAACUGUUGGGUUUUGAAAGCGUCAUUGACGCACUCAGUAGACAUUUUGUAGUUUAUGGCUGGGAUUUCACAAAUCCCAAUAAUAGGAAUCUCUUUUUGUCAUCUCUGAGCGGGUGCCUCAAUUCACAGGCUGCUAUGCAAGUUCGUAACAUUGCCGUAGAACGUCUGCCUGCUUUUGUGAUUAUCAUGAGAACGAGGUCUAUUACUGAAAUUUAUACGAUAGUCAAUGGUAAUGUUGGCGUCAACGAGCUCAUGACUUCGAUUUUGGAGGCUGUUGAUAUUUUUACUGAGGGCGUUCGAUCUGAGAUAAGAGAGGAGGAAGAGAGAGCCGCCCGAGAGAGAGUCAAGUAUGAGCAGGACGAGGCGUACAGAGAGAGCCUGGAGGCGGACAGAGCGAAAGAGAGGGAACGAGCGCAGAGGGAGAGGGAGGAGCGCAGGGAAAGGGAGAGGCUGGAGGCGGAGCGAGAGAAGGCGCUGAGAGAGAGGGAAGAGAGGAAGGAGAAGGUGAAGAAGCAGCUGCCGCCUGAGCCGGAGGAUGGAGGAAGCGGUGAUGGUAUUACAAAAAUAAGGAUACGACUGCCAACCGGUAGCUUUGCCGAGAGGCGUUUUCUAAUCACGACAGAAUUAAAAGUAUUAUUGGAUUACAUGAUAGUUCUUGGAUACCCAAGCGAGGAUUAUAAAUUUAUUUCGAGCUGGCCAAGGAAAGAUUUAACAACAAUCGACCCAGUAUCGACACUUCAAGAACUGAAACUGUAUCCUCAAGAAACUGUAAUCAUCGAAGAGCGCUGAUAAUGUGAUGAUCCUGAUAGUGUUAGAGACUAAACUAAAGUCCCCCCCAACCCAUCAGACCAUUAUUAUUAUCGAGCCAAACGAUUAAAUUUACUUUAUCUCAAUUAUGAAAUAUCAAAACUGCGCUGGUUGUAAUUUGCCAAACAAAAUUGAUCAAAAACAAAAACGAGUGAAAUAUUUUUUUACGUGUGAACUGUCUCGUUUGAUUCGUCUUUUAUAUACUGUUGUUGAUUAUGAUGAUUUUACCCUUUUUUUUUUGGUUAGCUUAGGGAGACUAGGC
Molecule: messenger RNA, 2395 nt
Organism: Ctenocephalides felis (cat flea)
Lineage: Eukaryota; Metazoa; Arthropoda; Insecta; Siphonaptera; Pulicidae
Gene: casp
Product: FAS-associated factor 1
Exons: 14
Coding region: 112-2115 (667 amino acids)
Cellular component (GO): endoplasmic reticulum; nucleus
Molecular function (GO): ubiquitin binding
Source: RefSeq, a predicted model, not a curated record